Temnothorax curvispinosus is the source of this 2537-nucleotide messenger RNA. It is a transcript of the gene Rabex-5, whose product is annotated as rab5 GDP/GTP exchange factor. The record is from RefSeq and is a predicted model, not a curated record. Gene Ontology annotation, biological process: vesicle-mediated transport. NCBI's taxonomy places the organism in Eukaryota, Metazoa, Arthropoda, Insecta, Hymenoptera, Formicidae. Gene Ontology annotation, molecular function: DNA binding; small GTPase binding; guanyl-nucleotide exchange factor activity. The transcript is spliced from 9 exons. Gene Ontology annotation, cellular component: endocytic vesicle; cytosol. Bases 323 to 2182 code for a protein of 619 amino acids.
GCUGCUCCAGGCCCCAGGCCCCAGGCUCUCCUCCUGUCAAUCUGUCAAUCUCUUCCUUCGUUUAACAACAGUGAAGUUAAAUCCAACAUUUGCAAAGUCUUGAUGAUUGCGGGAGCAGAGAAGAUGAUAUCCAAUAUCGAUGGGGAUUAAAGCGUUCCCGGGCAUUCAGAUCGGUUCCCAACAAUCUCAACUUGGAAUACUUGGAUGGACAGUUUAGGUUAGGUUGGGUGGGUUUGGCAGAGCGGAGUCGCGGAUCGCGCGGUUCAGGGUUCUCCGCCGUCAGCGUCAAAGACACCUUUCGUCGGCGUUUGCUUCGGUCGCUAUGUACUCGACAAAGACGCCGACUCUGCGGAUCGACGAGGCCGAUCUCAAGUGCAGAAAUGGCUGUGGGUUCUACGGUAACGCGGAAUGGGAAGGUUACUGCAGCAAAUGCCACCGGGAACACCUGCAGAAACGACGGGCCCAAGCUGAGCGCGUGUCCCACGCGCAAACCUCGGAUGCAGACAAUGUCAAUCGAUCGAUAGGUGCUGGAAGUCACAAGGGUUACGAGGAGAAGAAAGUACAACAGGAGAAGAAGUACAAAUUGUUAAACAUUUCAUUCAGGAAACCUGUGGCGAAAGUUCAGGGAUAUCAGGAAUUGUAUCACGAGCUGCUGAAGGACAAUCCAGAUCUUGAGAAAGUCAAGGCAGAAAAUCGAGAUUUGCUGUUGUACAUAGCUAAGACACCAGUGGAGAAGGAUGUGAGAAAAUGCAUACAUUCAUUUGUGGUGGACAUACUCCAGAACAAAGAUGUGAAAAGGAUAGAAGAACUUUCGGAAAUAACGCAAAACUUUUACCAUGUGUUUGGAAAGCGUCUGGAGAACAGCACUAAAUACUCAGAUAUAUCUCCAGAUAUUAAAGAAAAGUUAUUAGAUUAUGUCGAAAGGUAUGCAAUGACUUUGUUGUACAGAAUCCUUUUCUGUCCUCCGUUCACGACGGAUGAAGAAAAAGACCUGGCUAUACAGAAAAGGAUACGGCAAUUAAAUUGGGUUAGUGGCAAAAAUUUGGAAUGUAGAAUUCACGAGACAAGCUCGGAAGUUCGAGAACUUGUUUAUACAUCUAUUACAGAUCUUUUAAAUAUGGAUUCCGCUAAAGCGCCCCAAGAAAAACUGGCGUGUGUUAUUCACUGUUGUAGAAAUAUAUUUUUGUUGUUGCAACAAUCCGUCGAUGGACCAGCGUCUGCCGAUGAAUUCCUCCCGGCGCUCAUAUUUAUCGUUUUAAAGGCUAAUCCCGCGCGUCUCAAAAGCAAUAUCAAUUUUAUUACGAGGUUUUGCAAUGCCAGCAGAUUAAUGACUGGCGAAGGAGGAUAUUACUUCACAAAUCUGUGUUGUGCGGUGUCAUUUAUCGAAAACUUAACCGCGGAAUCCUUGAAUAUGGCUGAGAAGGACUUCAAUGCAUACAUGUCAGGGGAAUGCGUGCCAGCUAAUACAUGGGAAUCGGCUCUUAUGAUAUGCGAAAGCUUGCACUUCAUGUGCGAAGAUAUAACUUUAUUGGAUGACUUGCAAGCUAAAAAUACCGACAUCAUAAAGCAAGCGGAAGAACUGAAAAACAAAAUGAUGGAUUUCAAAGAGAAGAUCAGAGAGGAUGUGAAUAAAGUAAUUGAGAGGACGCCGCUGCUAAUAUCUCAUAGUCAGAGAGUGCCUACCAAUUUAGAUAGCGAAGAUAUUGAGAGCUAUCAGCUACCACCACCGAUUAUUCCACAGAUAUAUCCACAUUCUGUCGAUAACAUGAAUGGCGGCGUAAUGACGGAUCUGUCGAGUGACUUAAUGAGAACGUCAUUAGUGGAAGAUUCCGUUACGCCGUCGCCAACCUUUGAUUUUCCGUCCUUCAUCGGCGACGAUAGUCUGGAAGUUAGUAAAGGCGAGGACGAAACUAGUCUUAUCAGUUUAGAUACUCAAUCCGAUCUUGCAUCUGGUGAGACACAAAUCUUUAAGAAACAUAUGACAGACAGCUUACUAGACGAAUGCCCCACACCUGAAGCGAAUCUACCACCCGUUUUGAAGCCGAUUAGUUCAGAAGAUUAUCAUGGCUUCACGAUUCAAGGAUCAAAUAUACCGACAAUCCCAUGCAGCACAGGCGACUCAUCCAUAACUCCGGUCAACUUAGAUUCGGAUAAUUAUUCCGGUUAUUAUCAAAACAUGUAGCAUUAAUUCGAAAAAUGUGAUCCAAGUAUUAUUUAUGCGAAAAGCAUUUCAUAAAACAUUACUUCGAUUGCGGUAGCGAUUCAGUUAAGAAGAAUUUUCAACAAUAAUCUUAUAUCGCAAUUUUAUUAAUUCGUUUGUAUUUGUAAAGAGUUUAUUAUAGAUAUGUAAAACAAUAAGAAACAAUAACGUCGUAGUGAUGUAUGGGAGCCUCCUUCUGACGCUAGGAUAAAGAAACUCGAGAUGAUGUUACGAUUAAGUUGCUGUGAUAAAAUCAUUCACUUAAUGUAUCUGAAUUUUAUUUAAUAUUCUUCUUGUGAUAAAAAAUAGAACAGUGGACGAUAGAUUGCAUAAAAAA